This is a messenger RNA of Adineta ricciae, 1740 nucleotides long. The record is from the annotation of a GenBank genome assembly. Lineage: Eukaryota; Metazoa; Rotifera; Eurotatoria; Adinetida; Adinetidae.
AUGAGAUGUUUGCUUGUUCUUUUACAGUUGUUGCUCGCUGUAGUUAUAAGUGAUCAACAUUUGAAUGCUAACGGUCCUUUUGGUAAACAGCAUACUGUCAAUGAUGGACCAAGUCCUUAUGCAUGUGACCGAGGUUCAGGUGUAGCAGCUCCAUUUGCUCUACGACGGUUAAGAUCGGCACAACAGAUGAAUGUGUCUAAAACUCUAUAUGUCAGUAGUGAACCAAUUCAAGUAUCUUGGAUACCUGUAUCACAACCAUGUCAAGAUGAUUUUGUUGGCGUUUUCUAUACCGAAGUUCCGGAUCAAAAUCCAUGUGAAUAUUUUGACUAUGAAUUUGUUCAAAGAAAUCAAAGUAGCACUACUUGGUAUAUGACGAAUCUUCGUCGUUCACUAGAUUUUCGUUACUAUUCACGGCAACCAAAAUGCACUGGUAAUUAUACACUUAUUGCAAAAUCACCCGUCAUUCAACCGAUCAAUUAUAACGAACCAACGCAUAUUCAUAUUGCCUAUGGUGAUCGAAUUGAUCAGAUGUAUGUUUCGUAUUUAACGAAUUCAUUACAAUACACACCACAAUGUCUAUAUGGAUUAUCACCAACAUCAUUGAACUUCUGUAAGAAUGGUACAUCAAUAACUUAUAAAGCAUCGGACAUGUGUGAAACAAAAGCUACGAUAAUUGGACCACAGAAUUUUAUCGAUCCAGGAUACAUGCAUACAGUAUUAUUAGAAGAUCUUCGACCAUCGACUACUUAUUUCUAUCGUGUUGGAACCGAUGAACACGGUUGGUCGAGUGUUUAUUCAUUCACUAAUCGACCAGCUACUAAAGAAGAAUCAGUUUAUAUCAUAGCUUAUGGAGAUAUGGGUUUAGCACCUGUUGAACCGGGUGCAAAAUCUACGAUCGAACGAGUUGUUGCAAGAGUCAAUUCUACUAAUGUUACGUGUCUAUUACAUAUUGGUGACAUUAGUUAUGCACGUGGAAUUGGUGCACUAUGGGAUGCAUUUAUGACACAAAUACAACCCAUAGCUGCCCGUGUGCCUUAUAUGACUGGUAUCGGCAACCAUGAGUAUGAUCAUGAAACUGGUGGCGAAAAAGAUCCUAGUCAUGCACCUGGUCAAGGUGGAUUUCGACCAAUAUGGGGUAAUUAUGGUAGAGACUCAGGUGGUGAAUGUGCUGUUCCUAUGGUUCAUCGUUUUCAUUCACCAUCGAAUGGAAAUGGUCUCUUUUGGUACAGUUUUAAUGUUGGUCCAGUUCAUGUUCUUAUGUUCUCAACUGAACAUGAUUUCCGUCCCAAAUCCACUCAAUACGAAUGGAUGGAAAAUAAUUUGCGUUCUGUUAAUCGUUCGUUAACACCAUGGCUGAUUGUUGGUUCGCAUCGACAAAUGUACGAAUCGAAAGAUGAUAGUACCGGUGAAAAUCUUGUAGCAAAAUAUCUUCGACUACAUGUAGAACCAUUACUUUAUAAAUAUCAUGUUGAUGUUAAUCUAUUCGCUCAUAGUCAUUCAUAUGAACGAACUUGCCCAAUGUAUCAGAACAAAUGCGUCUCAGAUGGUAUUACACAUGUCUUAAUCGGUAUGGCUGGUCAAAACUUAGAAUAUGACAAAUACAAAUCUGUUGAAUGGAGUAAAUAUCAUGAUCUUGAAUAUGGAUACACUACAAUUUACGCUAAUCAAACCUAUUUACAUUUUACGUAUUACCAUGAUAGUAAUGAUCAAGUUGCUGAUGAAUUUGAACUCCAUAAAUGA